UGAGUUGCCCGCAAAAGCUUUUUCACUCCACUUGAAUGAAAAUCUCCAUUGACGCCAUGGAGAAACUCCCCGUGUCCGUGUAAGCGGCCGCCGGGAAGUCCAACCAGCAGAGAGGGUGAAAGGACUUGGAUGGAAUGGACAGCAAAGGGAGCUCCCUGCCCUCGAUGCCCGAGCCGGCCAAUCCCGUCAGUGUGAAGCGACCGCCGGAUUCCCGCGGCGACCCUUCCCUGCUCAUGGACCAGGCCGCCGCCCAACUGGCCACCACCUUGCAAGACAGCGUGCUCCAGAAGAUGUCCGGCCACGCUCACGGCAACCACGGCCACGAGAGGCUCAAGGACCUUACGUCUCUGGUGCUCAACAGCGACCAGGACGCCGUGCCCAAGCUGUGCGCCGCCGAGAUGCCCGUCCUCAAGUGCGCCGAAGCCCCGAAUUCCAACGGCGGCCGUCAGCACUCGCGCGGCGAGCCGGUGCUGCAAGCGACCGUCCCCCAGGUGGUCCAGGCGCCCCUCUUUGAGCCGUGCUCAGCCGCCGGGACCGGCUUGUCCGCCGUUGUUGAAGGUGUGGCGUCUGCGCCCGAAGAAAGGCAGGAGGUGAAGAAGCGGCGGGGUAGACCUCACAAACCUAAACCUCAACCCGACCUCUGCCCUUCCUCCGUACGCGAAGAUGCUCUCGACGGCUCGGAUCCUGCUUUGGAGGCGGCGGAUGAGCCUGCAGUCGUCUCUGAGGCAUCAGCAGACACGAUAGAAGUGGCGCCUUUGCCCGGCAGCUUCUCUGUUGGCGACGUGGUCUGGACCAAGGUGGCGGGGUACCCCUGGUGGCCCUGCAUCGUGACCACCGACCCUGAACUCAACCAUCACAUCAAACCCAACGCUAAAAGCAGGCUGGGCCUCCUUUACCAUGUCCAGUAUUUUGGAGACGCUCCCGAGAGGGGCUACGUUUUUGAGAAGAACAUGGUGUCGUUCGCCUGCGAGAGCCAGUACCAGGAGCUCAGCCUGCGCAACAAGCAGCCGGCCUCGCGAGUCCUCCACAAAAAGACACUUCAAUCUGUGCCCUGUAAACUGCGGCCCCAGUGGAAGAUGGGCGUCAUCCAGGCCACGGAGGCGCUGGCCAUGUCGCUGGAUGACCGCUUGGCCAACUUCAUCUUCGUGUACGACGACAGGGGGCCCCACCUCAACCCCUGCAUCCUGGACAAGCUGAAGCCGGAGCCCGGCAUGGAAGCCGAGGCCCGACUGUUGAUGGGCGAGGCGGCGGCGGCGAAACACAGAGAACGGCUGAAUGGAGGCCAUCUGAAGAAGAACCUGCAGAGAAAGAAAAAGGGGUCUGACGAUGGGGGUCUACUGCAGGAUCACCUCACUGUGGAAGCGGUGGUACCGCUCAAGAAGAAGCAAAGGCCCAACCAACCUGGCUCCCCUUUAAAGACGGACGGUGGGAGGAACGCAUCAACGGGGCCGGCUAAGAAGAAGAAGAAGAAGAGGAGGUUAGGAGAAGGUUCGGCUCCAGGUAAGAGAGGGCUGAAGCAAAUCUCCAAAAAGACAACCGUGGUGGACCAGCAGCCCAAAAAGAGGCGAAAAAACUCCCAGGACUGGACUCUUGUGGGAGCCGACAAGGAGCCUAAGAAGAGGAGGCGGAAGCCUGGCAAAGAUGUGAAAGAAACCAAGAAACAACUAAAAAAGACUCAAGUGCCUCUUACAGAUGACCAAGAAGCAGAGAAACCAAAGCGCAAAAGGAAGCGGAAGCAGGAUGGAGAGGUCCUCGGUGAGCCCUCCAAGGCCAAAAAGAGGCGCUCGUCACUUUGUGCCGAAUCUGAGGGUUCUGGAAGUGAAGGAUGUCCCGAUUCUCCGAGCGACAGCCUGGAUGGGAUGAAGAAGGGCGAACGCAAGAAAGAGUUUGUCUGCCAGGUGUGCGAGCAGGCCGGUGAGGAUCUGGUUCCCUGCGAAGGUCAGUGCUGCGGAAUGUUCCAUCGCCACUGUCUGGGCGAAAGCUUCAAGCGCGACGACAAGCUGCUGUGUCAGCCGUGCAGCACGGGAGUUCACCCGUGCUUCACGUGUAAGCGGUCCGACGGCGAGGUGCGCCGCUGCCACGUUGCCCACUGCGGCAAGUUCUACCACGAAGUGUGCGCCCGCCUCAGCCCGCUCACUGUGUUUGACAACAAAGGUUUCCGCUGCCCGCUGCACACCUGCAUCAGCUGCCACUACGGAUGCCGCACCCAGCACAAGUCCAGCAAGGGGCGGCUAAUGCGGUGCCUGCGCUGCCCCGUGGCCUACCAUGUCGGCGACCAGUGUGUGGCGGCGGGCAGCGAGACGAUCGCCAACACGGCCAUCGUCUGCACCAACCACUUCAACGCCAAGAAAGGAUACAGCCACCACAGUCACGUCAACGUCAGCUGGUGCUUCGUGUGCUCCAAAGGAGGUCAACUUUUGUGUUGCGAGUCUUGUCCGGCCGCCUUCCACCCGGACUGCCUGAACAUCGCCAUGCCCGACGGCAGCUGGUUUUGCAACGACUGUCGCGCCGGCAAGAAGCCCAAAUACCGAGACAUCAUCUGGGUCAAACUGGGAACUUACCGGUGGUGGCCCGCGGAAAUUCACCACCCCCGGAACAUCCCCACCAACAUCCAGCACCUUCGCCACGAGAUCGGAGAGUUCCCAGUCUUCUUCUUCGGCUCCAAGGACUACUUCUGGACCCACCAGGGCCGAGUAUUCCCUUACAUGGAGGGCGACCGGGGAAGCAAGUACCAGAGGACCGGCAUCGGGAAGGUCUUCAAGACGGCUCUGUCGGAGGCUGAAGCUCGAUUCAAGGAGAUGAAGAUAAAGCGGGAAGCCAAGGAAGCGCAGGAGAAAAACCGAAAACCGCCCCCGUACAAGUUUAUCAAGGUCAACAAACCGGUGGGCAAAGUCCAGGUGUACGCCGCCGACGUGUCCGAGAUCCCCAAGUGCAACUGCAAGCCGUCGGUGGAGCGUCCGUGCGGCUUCGAGUCGGAGUGCUUGAACCGCAUGCUGCAGUACGAGUGCCACCCGCAGGUGUGCCCCAGUGGCGUGCGCUGCUGCAACCAGGACUUCACCAAGCGUCUCUACCCGGACACCAAGAUCAUCAAGACGCCCGGCAAAGGCUGGGGCCUGAUCGCUCUGCGCGACAUCAAGAAGGGCGAGUUUGUAAACGAGUACAUUGGCGAGCUGAUAGACGAGGACGAAUGCCGGGCCAGGAUCAAGUACGCUCACGAGAACAACAUCACCGACUUCUACAUGCUCACCAUUGACAAGGACCGAAUCAUCGACGCCGGUCCCAAGGGGAACUUCUCCCGCUUCAUGAACCACAGCUGUCAACCCAACUGCGAGACGCAGAAGUGGACCGUCAACGGAGACACGCGCGUCGGGCUGUUCGCCGUCUGCGACGUCCCAGCAGGCACCGAGCUGACGUUCAACUACAACUUGGACUGCCUGGGAAAUGAAAAGACGGUGUGUCGCUGCGGCGCCCCAAACUGCAGCGGCUUCCUGGGAGAUCGCCCCAAGAACUCCAGCGCUCUGGCGGCCGAGCCCAAGGGGAAGAGACUGAAGCGCAAGUACAGGAAACGGCGGGCGGAGGGCAAGAAGUCGGACGACGAGUGCUUCCGCUGCGGCGAUGGCGGACAGCUGGUCAUCUGUGGGAAGAAGACGUGCACCAAAGCGUUCCACCUGUCCUGCCUCAACCUCUCCAAGAGGCCCUUUGGUCGCUGGGACUGCCCGUGGCACCACUGCGACGUCUGCGGCAAGAACUCGGACGCCUUCUGCCAGCUGUGCCCCAACUCCUUCUGCAAGGCCCACCAGGAGGGGGCGCUGCGCGCCUGGGCGCCCACGGGGCAGCUGUGCUGCCAGGAGCACGACGAGCACCACCAGGAUGUCGCCCUCGCCGCGAUGCCCGCCGCCCGUCCCGAGGGGCCCGGGGAGGCCCGAGUCAAAAACCCCAAGAGGAAAGCGACGGAAGCCUAAAAGAACAAAAGUAAAGCGUUAAAUCUCGGUCGUCAGGGAACGA
Phycodurus eques (leafy seadragon) is the source of this 4005-nucleotide messenger RNA. RefSeq names its product nuclear receptor binding SET domain protein 2 (gene nsd2). Gene Ontology annotation, cellular component: chromatin; nucleus. The coding region runs from base 135 to 3962 and encodes 1275 amino acids. The record is from RefSeq and is a predicted model, not a curated record. Gene Ontology annotation, biological process: regulation of DNA-templated transcription. Gene Ontology annotation, molecular function: protein binding; histone H3K36 methyltransferase activity. NCBI's taxonomy places the organism in Eukaryota, Metazoa, Chordata, Actinopteri, Syngnathiformes, Syngnathidae. The transcript has 22 exons.